CUCUCUCCCUUGGACAGAUGCCGAAGUGCGAGGCCGGUUCCUUGCGGAAGGUGGGCUCGGAGGGAUGUCUGCUCGAGUGCCAGAGUUCGCCCUGGCCUCGCCAGCUCUUCAGACGGCGGAAGCAGGCGGAGGCGGAGGAGGAGCCGGCGGCGGCGGCGGCCAGAAUGGCCGGUUGCGGGGGGCCUGGGCGCCCGGUACAGAUUCCCGAGGUCCGGAUCCAGCGGGAACACAGCUUGAGCGUGGACACUCUGCACCAGCUGGCGGCCGGGAGCCCGGACGAGUCGGACGUGGAGAAGAGUAGCGAGAGCCUCGGGCCACCAGCCGGCGGUGGAGGAGGCUGCUGUCUGGGCGUGGAACAACCCAACAUGUGGCGGACUUACAGCGACGGCAACCUGGCCCGCGGCGCCGCCCAGAGCCGCCCCUUCUCCUCCGGACAGCGGCUGGGCAGCAAGCCCAAGGCAGAGAGCGGCUGGAGCCUCCCCUCGCCCAAGACACUGCGCAAGGAGCGGGCGUUGGGCCGAGUGGCCGCUGCCAAGGAGCACCUGCGAUCCCUCUUCACCGGCUCCCGCAAGCACCUGGCGUCCAGCGUGGAGUCGGACCUGGGGGCGGACAACACCGACACCGACAGCCACAUCCGUCCGAAGAAAUCCCAGGGCUAUCGUUUGGGGUUCCUGCAAUGGUGGGGCGACUCUGGUGGGCUGAGCGAGCUGGACUCCCUGAGGCCUACGAGCGAGGAGGCGGCGCAGUGGGCCAAGUCCCUGGACGCUCUGCUAACCCAUCGAUGUGAGUACCUGGGCUCGGGCCGAAUGGCAGCGGCGUUCGAGGCAGCGGGGGAGGGUUGGGAGGAGGAGAG
This is a messenger RNA of Amblyraja radiata (thorny skate), 853 nucleotides long. RefSeq names its product regulator of G-protein signaling 3-like. The annotation marks the transcript as partial. The transcript has 4 exons. Lineage: Eukaryota; Metazoa; Chordata; Chondrichthyes; Rajiformes; Rajidae. The record is from RefSeq and is a predicted model, not a curated record.